GUUUCAGCCGCAUUCCAGCCGCUACUCAGAGAAUUUCUCCUGGGCAGCCCCGACACUGUAAAACCGCUGCAACUGAAGAUAUGGUCCUGCUCCUUUGCUUAUGGAUCCUGCUGUGGGAAGAGGUUCACGGAUGGGGAUUCAAGAAUGGAAUCUUUCAUAACUCCAUAUGGCUUGAACAAGCAGCGGGUGUGUACCAUCGAGAAGCUCGGGCUGGCAGAUACAAGCUCACCUAUGCAGAAGCCAAGACCGUAUGUGAAUUUGAAGGUGGCCGCCUUGCCACCUACAAGCAGCUAGAAGCAGCCAGAAAAAUUGGAUUUCAUGUCUGUGCUGCUGGAUGGAUGGCCAAGGGCAGAGUUGGAUACCCCAUUGUGAAACCCGGGCCCAACUGUGGAUUUGGGAAAACUGGUAUUAUCGAUUACGGAAUCCGGCUCAACAGGAGUGAGCGAUGGGAUGCCUAUUGCUACAACCCAAAUGCAAAGGAGUGUGGUGGUGUCUUUACAGAUCCAAAGCGAAUUUUUAAAUCUCCAGGCUUCCCAAAUGAGUAUGACGACAACCAGGUUUGCUACUGGCACAUUCGGCUCAAGUAUGGUCAACGAAUUCACCUGAGCUUUUUGGACUUUGACCUUGAACACGAUCCAGGCUGCCUGGCUGACUAUGUAGAAAUAUAUGACAGCUACGAUGAUGUCCAUGGCUUUGUAGGAAGAUACUGUGGUGAUGAACUUCCAGAAGACAUCAUUAGCACAGGAAAUGUCAUGACCUUGAAGUUUCUGAGCGAUGCAUCCGUCACUGCCGGAGGUUUCCAGAUUAAAUAUGUCACUAUGGAGCCUGCAUCCAAAUCCAGCCAAGCCAAAAAUACAAGUAGUACUGGAAAUAAAAAGUUCUUACCUGGAAGAUUCAGCCAUCUAUAAAAUUUUUUAAAGGAGAUGUUCAAAACAUACAAUAUUUAUAUUUGUAGCUGUUGGAUCUCCUUUGUUCUCACUUUUGUAUUUUUAUUAUUAACAUGUAUUUAUUAUUUUUCCAAAUGUGAAAACAAUAUGUAAUUGUGGGGGAAAAUUGAAAAAUACAGAAAACGGGCUGGGGAGAUGGCUCAGCCGUUAAGAGCACUGACUGCUCUUCCAGAGGACCUGGAACUCGAUUUCCAGUACCCACAUGGGCAGCUUACAAUUGUCUGCAACUCCAAGAUCUGACACUCUCACACCGACAUAUAUGCAGGCAAAACACCAGUGCACAUAAAAUAAAAAUAAAUAAUUAUUUUUUAAAGAAGAAAAAUAAAGAAAACUUCAAAUGAGUAAAAAAAAAACUCAUAAUUCUACUACACAGAAAUAACUAGUAUUAAGAUUUUUCAAUGUUUGUCUUUCAUUUGUUUUUCUACUUGUAGCAUAUGUAUAUAUGUAACUAUAUGUAUUUGUAUUUGAAUUUUGUCAUUCUGCAUUAUGUACAAUUUUAUAACCUGAUAUUUUUAAUGUUAACAUUUAUAACUUGAGCAAUUCCCAAGAUCACUGAGUUUUCUACAAACUGGGACUUUGAGCAGCUAUAAAUAUCCCCUAGUAUGAUUGUUUCCUGCUUUAUUUAAGCCAAAUUAAUAUUGGGAUUUUAGAUUGUUUUCAUAAAAAUUGCUGUAAUAAAUACU
Molecule: messenger RNA, 1630 nt
Organism: Peromyscus eremicus (cactus mouse)
Lineage: Eukaryota; Metazoa; Chordata; Mammalia; Rodentia; Cricetidae
Gene: Tnfaip6
Product: TNF alpha induced protein 6
Exons: 6
Coding region: 81-908 (275 amino acids)
Biological process (GO): cell adhesion; negative regulation of inflammatory response
Molecular function (GO): hyaluronic acid binding
Source: RefSeq, a predicted model, not a curated record